AGAGAGAGAGAGAGAGAGAGCAAAUUAUUCGAAGUGGCAUGUAUUUGUGCGAUCUUCAGCCCUUCCUUCUCCAUCAUUAAGCCUCGGUUUUGGGGGGACACGAGAGAGAAAGCGGGCAAACCCUUGGCAGCGUCGUGCCUUCUUCCUUCCUUCCAGCCUGCCUCCUUCCCUCCCUCCCUCCCUCCUCCCUCCAAGCCUUCCCUUCCAGGAACAAAGCCUCUUCAAGCGGGUUCCUCGGAUGGUUCCCGCUUGUUAAUUAAACUAAUGGGAAGCGCCUCGUCCCCGGUGUUCGCCUGCUGCGUCAGCAUCGCCGCCGCCGCCGUCGUCUCUCGUGGCAUCUUCGCGCCGUCCCCUCUUGAUCCAGCCCUCCUCUCCCUCCUCCUCCUCCCCGCGAUGAGUCCCUGAGUGGGAGUGGAUGGGAGGCGGGGGGAUCGCGGGGGAGAAGGCUCCUCUUCUCCGCUCUGGGCUGCCGGCGAAGUUGCCUCUGCGGGACUGAGGGCGAAGGGGACGGCCGCGCCAUGCAGGGUCUGUGCCGGGGCCGGCGGGCGCUGGGCGUGUGGGUGGCGGUGGCGCACGGGGUCUUCUCGGGCUCGCUGAACAUCCUGCUGAAGUUCCUGCUGAGCCGCUACCACUUCGCCUUCCUGACGCUGCUGCAGUGCCUGACCAGCUCCACGGCGGCGCUGAGCCUGGAGCUGCUGCGGCGGCGGGGCGCCCUGGACGUGCCGCCCUUCGGCCCCAGCCUGGCGCGCCUCUUCGCCGGCGUCACCCUCCUCUCCACGCUCCAGUCCAGCCUCACCCUCUGGUCGCUGCGCGGGCUCAGCCUCCCCAUGUACGUGGUCUUCAAGCGCUGCCUGCCCCUCGUCACCCUCCUCAUCGGCGUCCUCGUCCUCAAGAACGGCGUGCCUUCCCUCGGCGUCUCCCUCGCCGUCCUCAUCACUACCUGCGGCGCCGCCCUCGCCGGUGCGGGUGAUCUGACUGGGGAUCCACUUGGGUACGUGACUGGAGUGCUGGCUGUGUUGGUGCAUGCAGCAUAUUUGGUACUCAUCCAAAAGACAAGUGCAGACAGUGACUAUGGACCUUUGACAGCUCAGUAUGUCAUCGCUGUGUCAGCCACCCCUUUCCUCAUCAUCUUCUCCUUUGCCAGCAUGGAUGCCAUCAACGUUUGGUCCUUCCCAGGAUGGAAAGAUCCUCUCAUGACAUGUAUCUUCAUUGCAUGUGUUUUUAUUGGCUGUGCCAUGAAUUUCACUACUCUUCACUGCACUUAUAUCAACUCAGCGGUCACUACUAGUUUUGUUGGGGUGGUGAAGAGCAUUGCGACCAUUACAGUUGGGAUGGUGGCCUUCAACGAUGUUGAGCCCACAAAACUGUUCAUAGCAGGGGUGGUGGUAAAUACUGUGGGAUCCGUCAUUUACUGUGUGGUCAAGUACAUUGAAACACGAAAGCAAAGUAAUUAUGAAGAUCUGGAGAAGGAAAUUAGGCAGGAGGAAAAGAAAGAAUGUGAUGGAGAUCAGCCACCCUUCAUAAUGGAGGAGAUAUCCAACGAGGCAGAGCCAGGAGAUACAAUGAUAGAGGAGGCAAUAGGUGAAAGCAACCAGCAAAGCACAGAAGAGGUGGACAGCAUUAUGAGAGAAGCAAAUACAUCCAUGAUCUCUGAAGAGGGAAGCUCUGAAGGACUUAGUAAAAGCUCAUUAAAAGAUGCUUACCUUGGAGUAUGGAGGUUGGUCCGAGGAGCAAAUUAUAUGAAGAAAGAUUAUUUAGUAGAGAAUGAAGAAUUACCAAGUCCUUGAAGAAUAAUUUCUUUGUAAAUCAUAAUCAAGGAUACAUAUAUAUAUAUUAUUCCUUGUGGUGGGAGUACAAAUGGACAGAUGCUUUCAUAUGUUCACAGACAAAUCGUAAUUGUUUAUUAGGGAUAUUUUACCUCAUUCUGAUGGGACAAAAGCAUUAUGUUCAUGCUUAGUUUCUGUGCAAGUCUGUUUUCCCUCCGAGUGGACUUACCUCUGAUUUUCAGAUCAGGAUUAGGCCUGGAUCAGCAAAAUAGGCACAUAGGCUUGUGUUUUGUAUUCACAGAUGUCAACAGGAUUAACCUAAUUAAUUUCUUCAAUAAGUACUCUUUGAAGUACUAGUUGAAUUGUUUAUAGCCAUUAAAACUAUGGUAUGUGUGAGCAGAAGAUGAGAAUAUUUGUUCUUAAUAGAAUAAAAAGGGAAAUAGCACUAAAUUCAGUGCUGACUGGUGCCUUUCAUGUCAGUUGGGCAGUGAAGCCUCACUGGGUUUUAGUCCAAAAUGUGAAGAUGCUAUCCAGAAUGCAGAUAGGUGGUAAAGGCAAAGGUUUUCCCCUGACAUUAAGUCUAGUUUUGUCUGACUCUGGUGGUUGGUGCUCAUCUCCGUUUCUAAGCUGAAGAGCCGGUGUUGUCGGUAAACACCUCCAAGGUCAUGUGGCCCGCAUGACUGCAUGGAGCGCCAUUACCUUCCUGCUGGAGUGGUACCUAUUCAUCUACUCACAUUUGCAUGUUUUCAAACUGCUAGGUUGGCAGAAGCUGGGGCUAACAAUGGGAGUUCACCCCCUUCCCUGGAUUCGAACCACCAACCUUUCGAUCAGCAAGUUCAGCAGCUCAGCGGUUUAACCUGCUCUGCCACUGAGGGCUCAAGAGUGCAGAUACCAUCCCCUAAAUAGGCCCACCCCCUUUAAAAGUUGGGCUAAAACAUUGAGCUCAUUAUACCACUAAUGUGGAACUCACAAGCUGCCACUGAUUGGAUUCCCUGUGGACAAGAACAUUAAACAAAUCAGAAAUGCAAAAAGUGUAAGUCAGCUCUUUUGUGGUUCUUCUGUCUAAUCUUCCAGAUGUUGUGUGUGCUGUACAAGUCUCACCUAUACAUGGAACAGUUGUAAUAGUCAAUGAGCAGAAGUUAUAUAAGACCCUGCAGAUAAUUCUGCAUCAUUUCAAUUUCCUUGCUUGUCUUUGCUGGCAAAGUGAGGUGUGUGCGUGCGUGUGCGUGCGUGCGUGUGCGUGCGUGCGUGCGUGAGUGAGAGAGAGAGAGAGAGAGAGAGAGAGAGAGGUGGGAGUAAGUUGUAUAUUCUCAAAUUUGCCUCAGAACAUUUUCAGCUUGUGUGUUUGUGUAUAUGUGUAUGGUAACUCAUACUCAUAUGUAUGCAUAUUCAAGAAUUCACUAUUUUCUGUAGAAUUCAGGAGACAUGCAUUGUUACUUUUGAAAACUCAAAUACAUAUCAGACAGGUAGGAUUAUAGUAACAACCGAAGAACAUAGAAAGUAUCCUGUAGGAUGAGGCAAUGUAAAUCUUCUAGCUUCUCACAGUGUCUGUGCUGAUAUGCCUGGUAACUCCAUGAGUACACCCAGAAGACAACAACUCUGUUUCUGACAUGGCUGUCCAGUCGCUGAUAUUUACCAGCUUCUGAACGUGAAGAUUUCAUAUAGAACCAUCCUCUAUAAAGGCUGCGAGAGCAAUCUGGCCCUGAUAUUUGUCAUCUCAUUGAUCACCAGGGUUGAUUCAACUGAUCUGGCUGGCUAGGUGGGUCUCCCUUUCUCUGUCUUCCUCCUGAAGCCAUGUGCUUGGAAGAAGACAACAAUCCCAGAUAGCAGGAGUGUAUCCUUUUUUGGUCAAGGGUAUAUGAUGACAGUGCUCUCUUGCUAGACUCUUCAAACAUCCUCGAUAAAUAUUUAAGUAUUUAAUAUGUAACCUAUCUUUCCACCUCCAGUGCCACUCAAGAUAGCUAACUAUAAUUAAAUACAGUUUAAAAGCAAAAUAUCAGUUAAAAACAUAUUAGAAACUUGAUUGAUACACAACACAACAAUGACAGAUAAAGUCACUGAAACCAAACUAAAUAGGUACCCUUUGACAGUCAGUCUUUAUGCCAAAGAUUUACUUGGAAAAGUUAAUUUUUUGGAUGACAGCUCUCCAAACUCCCAAAGAAGUUGGUUUCUGGCCAUGCUGGUUUGAAGAUUCAGAUAACUGUACUUAAAAAAAAAGUGCCCCCCCCCCCCCAGUUAUGGCUCUCUAAUAAAUAACGGCACCACUUCCUUAGCCUUACCUAAAUAAGGGGGGGGGGAGGUAAAAUAUAUAUUGUGUAUUGAAUGCUACAUUUCAAAUCAUUGCUUUUCCUUAGGGGUUCUUUUAAGUAACCCUUUUCAUCUUGCAUACAUCCAUACAGUCACUUUGUCACAUUCACACGGCUUUCAAACAAUUGUCUUAUCACAUUAAUAGAACUUUAGGUGUGUGUGUCCAUUCUGAUAUUAUCAAGUUCCAACUUUUACUGUCCUAACCUUUCCCACACAAAUUACCAAAGUGUACAGAAAUGAGUGAAGACUAUAGUUCCAGUAUGCUUCUAAGAAAGAAAAGCUGUUAAAAAUGUGUUGGGCUUUAAAGAAAUACCAUUGCCCCUGUCUAAUGCCCCUGCACUUAAGGACCUUAGCGCAUGCCCCCCCCCCCCCCGUGUCAUGUGGCAAUGCUUCCCCCAUCACACAGAGGAAGCAUCGCCCAACAUGGGAGUCUUCCCGUGUUGAUGAGGAAACGUUCUAGGAUGCUUCCCUACCAAUUGGGGCUGGGGCCUUCACCAGAUGUAGAGGGAAUUUGUGUGAUGGGCUGCAUGCCCAUCCAUCCUACAACUGGCUGGUAAGCAUCUUAGGAUGCUUAAAUUGGUAAGUGUGAUGAGCUCCUAAGUGGUGUGCUCUCACCUUGCUUUUUCUGUAGCUGUUGUCUUCCUAAUGUUCUUCCAUCCACCAUCAAACACCAGGUUUUUGUGUUUGUACAUUAAUUCUAACUUAUUGUAAGCCACUGUUAUUCUUAAACUUCUUUUAGCAUUAUUUUGGAGAUACUAAAAUUGAAAAGCAAAAUGUCUUCCUCUAAGAGCAGUUUCACUACAGGGAACUAUAGAAAUGCUUUUUUCUACACAUAAAGUUCAAAAGUUGUAGUUUUAUUCUAACAUCCCUAGGCAAGACUAGAAAAAAUAGUGGUUGUAUGUGUGGAUUUGUACUCCAAGGACCAAAUCAAGACAUUUUCCUGUCUUGAGGCAAGGCACAAAAUAGUACUCCCUCCCCAUCCUAUAGACAAAGGGCAGCUGAACUAGCAGUUGAAAUUUAUUCCAGCACUUGCAAUGGCAGAGCUAUCUUUCACUGAGCUCAGACUGGUCAAGUGGACAGACUAUGUGGCAUAUUCAGCUCUGUGUGCCCACAGCUAAAAACAGGUGUUCAAGAAGACAGCUGGGAAACUUCCUUAGCUCUUGACACAUCAUCUACCUAAUGGCAGAAUCAGCCCUGAUAUCUAAGUAGUCAAUCUGGUUUUGAGAAAAUUUAUUGAGAUCCAAGUCUGUUGAGAUGAAUGAAAGCUACCCUCACAUAACAACAAUGUGCAAAUUAUUAGAAUUUGCCAACGCACAAGUCUAAAAGAAAACAUAGCUCAAGCGCAAAAUUUGGAAAAUUUACUUUUUAAGUAUUUAGUUCUAUAGUCCCCCUGCCAGUAUGAUCACUGGAAGUAAUUGUAGGUUUUUUUAAAGAGGGGCGUAACGUUUUUAGGGUUUGAUCCAGAGUAGAAACUUCCAUGUAUGGGGCCAUUUGACAUUUGACAUCUUGAAUACAGUUUAACUUGGUGUACAUUUGUUCUUGAUGUGGAAUAGAAUAGUGAAAAAGAAACACCUAUAAUCCAGAUAAUUUUCUUCACUGGCAUGGAUUUGAGAACAAUCUUUUAAACUUAAAGGCAUGAAAAGAAGCUAAGGUUCCUUUUUGUGGUUUCUUUCUGUGAAGGGAAUUGGAUGAAAGCACAGAGUUGGAGUCUGUUGGCACAAUCCACCAUCAAUCAUUGAAUCUUGUGUCUUUUCCAUUUAUCUCAGUAGAAUAUGUACUACAUACCAUUAAAAUACGACUGAAAUGUGUAAAUGGAGAAUAGAACAUUUGUGCUUUGUGGGCUUGCUUAAUUGUAAACUGGCUUUAGAACUGUUGAGCCAUGGAUCAUUGUGGUUGAUUGUAAAACUGAACAGUCAUCAAAAGGGCUUUGGGUUGUGCUCUGAAUACUCCGUAGCCUGGGGUCUUCAAAUGAUUUGGGACAGUAACUCCCAACUUUCUUAUGAUGGGCUAUGUUUGCUGGAAUUGAAGGGAACUGAAGUUGAAAAAAAUUGUAGGGCAUCAUUUUGAUGGAGGCAUUUGCACAUAAUAAGUAGGGUAGUACAUAUUUUUUUUACACAUGCAGAAGAGACAGUUCUACCAUUAUGUGGAUGGAAAUGGUUGAUGCAUGUAGUGGAUUAUGAGAGGGAAUAAGGUUUUGGAAAUUAGAGAUGUUAAAUACCACGUGUCCUGGUCUGGGUCUCCUAAAUUACUCUGCUAUCUUCAGGUAUGGUGGAGGAUGCUGACCUAUCUGCAUGUUGAAAGAAGGUUUGACUGCCAGUCGAAUUAGCCUCCGUACAUGCAAUGAAGAAGGCCGAUUUUGCCUUUGUCUCAGUAACAAAAUUUCUUGAACUGGUCUUAAAUCUAUGGAACUUUUAGUUGAAGGAAAUGGUGAGUUUCUGGCAGUCAGAGUAGACCAAUGCCUUUCAUAUUCAGUUUCAAGGAACCUUGUGGUUCAUCAGACUGUCUGUUAGAUCCUCAUUGAGAAGAUCAGUGUAAUGGAAUGAGAAUUUAGUGACCUCAACAUAUGGGGCUUUUUCCCCAUCCUGUGAUGCUUCCAGGAUGGAGCCAGGACAGAGCUUCCUGGAACCCAUCACAUCAUGCAGGGCUACUUGCAGUGGGACUCCAUCAUGACUCCAUCCUGGAAGAGUUGUUGGCUGGAGUACUGAGAACAUAGGUGGCUACCCAUGUUCUCAUUACAUAAGCUGAGGAAGCACAGGGGGAGCUGGGCAGCGACAGUUUCCCCAUGUGAUAGGGAAGGGAGCGAUGUUAGUAAUGCAGGAUGCUUAAGGACAAUCUCCCCCAUGGCCUGACGGAUUCCCUUACUGUCCCCUGGCUUAAGGAUCUCCAUGUGAUGGAAGUCCUUUGAGGACACACCUGUCAAGAAAACAAAAACCUAUGUCUCUCUCAGGGCCCAUCCACAGACCCAAAAAUCCAGACCUGUCUCGGUUUUUGUCGGAGGUGUCCAAACAAUGCCUCCGGUAAAAAGGAAUUAAUUCUUUGUUUCCUUGAUUUGUUCUGAAUUAAUUAGAUACCCCAUUAGAUCUGUGCCUUCCUGAAAGGCCUGGGUCUAAUGUGCUAUUGAGCCUGUGGGGACUCACUGUGGGGACAACAUGGGGGUGAGUCUCCACGGUUAUCCCACACCUUUUGGGCAAAAGCUGUCAAUUUAGCCCCUAAAAUUUACUCUUAAAGGUCCCCAGCUGCCAUAAAGCCUUCCCUUGAGUUCUCCUGGUGCGAGAAAAUGAUGCACGAGUCAAUGGGGGUGGGCAGAGGGAUUUUCCUCCUCAACCUCCUCAGGCAUCAUUUUCUCGUGCCAGGAGAACUUGAGGGGAAGCUUUAUGGAGGCCGUGGACCUUUGAAAGUAAGUUUUAGGGGCUAAAUUGGGGGCUUGGGGUGGGGUCUCGGGAUGUCAUGUAGCCACCCCCCGGAAAGCCUGAGUUUAGAUGGGUAGGUGUGGAUUGGAAUCUGUGCCAAAGUAGGUUAUUUAAACCUGCUUUGGCACAGGUUUUAGUCCUGUGUGGAAGGGCCCUCAGAGCAGAUGCAAGGAAUCCAUUAACUUUGCUCAGAAAUAAUUGAGGCCCACUUCCACUUAAUGAACAACAAAAUUGUAUACAGAUAUUGUCCACACCAUCAGUAAUUGCUGAACUAAUUUUCUAGGAAGAUGGUUUGCGUAUCCCUCUCAGUCCCUCCUACUCUGGACCAAAUAAGCAUGUUGGAUGUGCUGGUGAAGUGACAGUGAAUCCCACAGGCUCAGAUAACACAUAAGAUGAACUCAGAAUGUAUCCAAGACUGUUUCCCAGAAUUUGUUUCAACAUGCAAGAAUUGAUUAGCAAAUAGCUCUGCUGCAGAAAAUCAAAUUGAUGUUGAAAAGAUUCACUGGAGCUAGAAGGCUUGAAUGGCUGGCAUAACUUAUCCUGUGUUAGAUUAUGAAUCAAUGAUCUGACUUCAUACGCUGCAGAAUCAUAUGUACAAAUUUUGGCAUUGUUUUAAUAUGAGCUGUCUGUUUAAAUACAUAUUUAUUUUAAUGAAUCACAGCCCUGGAAUAUUAAAAUAGACUCAUAUAUUCAAUGUAGUUCAGUCAAUUGGAAAGCUCUCCAUUGCGUUGUAAUCUCUAUAGGCCAAUGCACAUAACAGUAAUUCGAAGUCACUUUUUAACCAUGUUCUGUCUGUCAUGGAGUGGUUUCUUGUACUGACUUGAAUUUUGACUAUACAGCUCUGUUGUCUGGAUGACAUACUAUAAUGUGCCAUGGAUUGCUAGAUAUUUGCCUAUACAUUAUGGUGCCUUUUCCAUGUGCUUUGCAGGAAAGUCCUGGUUUGCUGCUUUUAAAAGUGGUAGUAGAAACACACUGAAAUGCUAAAAGUUUUGGACUUUUCAAAAAUGUGCUGCAUAGCUAUUCAAAGCUUAAAAUGGGUGUCUAAGAAUUCUCAUCUGAAAAAUGGGGAUUUGGAAAACAUCCCCAUGUUUUUGUUAUUUGUUUUUAAUGAAGGAGAUUGUUGUAAAAUAAAAAUAAAAAUAAAACUAUUGCCUCGUGCUGAGGCAUUUUAACUGCAUAAAUACAGUAUAAGCCUUUAAUUAAUCUGGAGAAUGAAACAUGGUAAUAAAAUGCAUUGCUUUACAGGAGUCUUAAAUUUUUAUUGCUGUUGGGAAUGAGGUUGAAAAUCUACCCUUACUUGUGAUAUUUGAGGAAGAGUGUAUGUAUUUUCUGCACAUGAAUCAUGUGCCUUUUGUAAAUUGAUACAUCUAUGUAUUUUUAAGGAUUACAUUCCACUUCAUGGAUCCAGCAAAUAAAUUAGUAUGUCAAGUUGUA
This is a messenger RNA of Anolis carolinensis (green anole), 8917 nucleotides long. It is a transcript of the gene slc35d3, whose product is annotated as solute carrier family 35 member D3. Lineage: Eukaryota; Metazoa; Chordata; Lepidosauria; Squamata; Anolidae. Gene Ontology annotation, molecular function: antiporter activity. Gene Ontology annotation, cellular component: Golgi apparatus. Bases 519 to 1787 code for a protein of 422 amino acids. The transcript has 2 exons. The record is from RefSeq and is a predicted model, not a curated record.